Capronia coronata CBS 617.96 is the source of this 1677-nucleotide messenger RNA. RefSeq names its product acetolactate synthase, catabolic. Gene Ontology annotation, biological process: L-valine biosynthetic process; butanediol metabolic process. The record is from RefSeq and is a predicted model, not a curated record. The transcript is spliced from 3 exons. Gene Ontology annotation, molecular function: flavin adenine dinucleotide binding; thiamine pyrophosphate binding; magnesium ion binding. Gene Ontology annotation, cellular component: acetolactate synthase complex. NCBI's taxonomy places the organism in Eukaryota, Fungi, Ascomycota, Eurotiomycetes, Chaetothyriales, Herpotrichiellaceae. Bases 1 to 1677 code for a protein of 558 amino acids.
AUGGCUGAAGAUACUGUGGCCCAGAUCAUCGUCAACAGUCUCUACAACGCCGGUGUCCGCGUUGUCUUCGGCGUCCCUGGGGCCAAAAUUGACAAACUCUACGACUGUCUCCAAGACCAUCCGGAGAUCAAGCUGAUCGUGGCCCGCCAUGAGCAGAAUGCCGCCAUGAUGGCCGCCGCAGUUGGUCGGAUCACAGGCACCCCAGGAGUCUGCAUAGCAACCUCGGGUCCGGGAGCUUCGAAUCUGGCCACUGGACUUGUGACAGCCACAACAGAGGGAGACCCGGUAGUGGCACUCAUCGGCUCGGUUCCUCGAGCCAUGAACACGCAUCGCACACACCAGAACAUGAAAGCUCUCGACAUCCUUGGCCCGACAUCCAAGUUCGCAGUUAACAUAGACGUCGAAGAUCAAGCAGCGGAAGUGGUGUUGAACGCAUUCAGAACAGCAGGCUCCUCACCAAAGGGGGCCGCAGUCAUAUCCAUUCCACAAGACGUGGCUAAGGCCCGAUCCAACAUCUCUCCGUUCACGCCCACCGCUUUCGAUCCUCCAAGCUACGGCCCUGCGCCGACCAGCCGGCUCGAUUUCGUGGCGAAGUUGAUCGAGAGCGCGCAAUUGCCGGUCCUCUUCCUCGGCAUGAGAGCCAGCCAUCCCAAAGUCGUCACUGCUAUACGAGAGCUGCUAUCCAAAUUCCCGCUACCGACUAUUGAGACAUUCCAAGCCGCCGGUGCAGUGCCCCAAGACCUCGUCCAUCUCUUCUACGGUCGAGUGGGUCUAUUCCGGAACCAAGUCGGGGACAAGCUACUCGCCAAAUCAGACCUGAUUCUCGCAGUCGGCUAUGACCCUGUCGAAUACGACGCCUUUGCAUGGAACCCGCACGGUGAUAAAAGGAUCGUACACAUCGACUUCCACGCAUCCGACUACGGCGUCUACUACCGGCCCGUAUCCGAGUUGGUUGGGUCGAUUGCUGAGAACGUCCUCUACCUUUCACAAAACCUCAAUGGGAUCUCGGAUUCCUCCAUCUCCACACUCACCGGAGAUCUCACCCGGGAAUACAAGUCGUGGCAAGACCGGCCCGAGGUCAAACGCACUUCAGGGCCAGUUCAUCCGUUACAGUUCAUCACCGUCCUCCAAGGGCUUGUGUCCAAAGAUACCACUGUUUGCGUCGACGUCGGCUCCGUGUACAUCUACAUGAUGAGAUAUUUCUUCGCAUACGAGCCUCGUCGUCUGCUGUGUUCGGAUGGCCAACAAACUCUAGGCGUCGCACUCCCCUGGGCAAUCGCAGCCUCAUUGACUCAAACACCACCAUGUUCCGAGAAAGUCGUCUCCCUCAGCGGUGACGGCGGCUUCAUGUUUUCAUCUCAGGAACUUUCGACAGCCGUGCAACAGAAAUGCAACAUUACGCACUUCAUCUGGAACGACGAGUCGUUCAACAUGGUCGAGUUCCAGGAAGUCAUGAAAUACGGGCGUAGCAGCGGCGUCAAGCUCGGUGGAGUCGACUUUGUCAAAUUUGCGGACGCUUUUGGAGCCAAGGGGUUCCGCCUCAGUGAUUCGUCGCAAGUCGAAAGCGUGCUCAAGGAGGCGCUGGCGUAUGAGGGUGUUUCGCUCGUCGAUGUGGCUAUCGACUAUAGUGGGAACCUGGAACUGGCGCAAAACGUGAUUGCUGACGAGUGGAAUUGA